Clonostachys rhizophaga is the source of this 1566-nucleotide messenger RNA. The record is from the annotation of a GenBank genome assembly. Lineage: Eukaryota; Fungi; Ascomycota; Sordariomycetes; Hypocreales; Bionectriaceae.
AUGCGUCCUAGCCAGCUCACCAAGGCCGAGAAGAGCCUGCACGAUCAAAUCAACAUACUCCCAGGCAAACAGCUACUCACAGCCUUUGGAACUCUUUCUGCCGCUCUACUUAUUGCUUGCAUUGACCAAAAUGGUAUUUCGGUCACGCUUCCCACUAUUUCUCGCGAUCUCAGCGCGGAAUCCACCAUUUCCUGGGCUGGUACCGCGAGCUUGCUUGCCAACACCACCUUCCAAAUGCUCUAUGGGCGCCUCUCAGACAUUCUUGGACGUAAAACAAUUUUCAUAGCCACGAUAUUGAUUCUCUCAGCUGCCGACCUCCUCUGUGGCCUUAGUAAAAAUGCCCCCAUGUUCUACGUUUUCAGAGGCAUUGCUGGCAUCGGGGGCGGUGGCAUUACCAACCUGAGCAUGAUUAUCGUCUCUGACAUUGUGACACUCGACCAGCGUGGGAAAUACCAAGGAAUCAUCGGAUCCAUCGUUGGCUUUGCUAAUGUUAUUGGACCUUUCAUUGCCGCGCUUAUUGUUCAGAAAUCUCGUUGGCAGGGUUUUUUCUGGAUGCUCUCGCCUCUCUCGGUAUUGGCAGCGGUCUUGACCUACUUCUUCUUACCAUCGAAACCACCGACAGAAGCCUUUAAAGCUAGUAUAAGCAAGGUCGAUUGGGCUGGUGCUCUAUUGCUAUCUGCAGGGGUCAUCCUGCUUCUGAUACCUAUUUCAGGAGGCGGAUCUUAUUUUCAAUGGUCUUCUCCGAUGAUCAUUAGCAUGCUCGCCAUUGGAUCCGUUUCUUUUAUUGGUUUUGUUACUUGGGAGUGGAAGCUGGCGAAGCUUCCUCUCAUGCCAGUGGACAUCUACAAGAACUAUGCGGUCUCCAUAAUGCUAACACAAAGCUUUCUUCUUGGGGCUGUGUAUCAAUCAUACUUGUACUACGUUCCGCUUUACCUUCAGAAUGCUCACCAGUACUCAGUCAUGACAUCUGCGUUGUUAUAUAUGCCUAUGGUUAUCUUCCAAUGUAUUUCAUCCAUUCUCUCUGGGCAAUACAUCAGCAGAUUUAAGCGGUAUGGAGAAGUCAUAAUGUUCGGCUUUGGGACUUGGACUCUCGGUGCGGGACUUGCCUUGAUAUUAAAUAAGGACACGCACCCUGCAGCAAUCGCGGCAAUAUUAUCUGUUGUUGGAGUAGGGGUGGGCAGCGUUUUCCAGCCAACACUUAUCGCCCUUCAAGCCAACUCACCGAUUUCUCGUCGAGCAAUCAUAAUAUCAAACCGAAAUUUCUACCGCUGCGCCGGUGGUGCCUGCGGACUGACUGUAUCUGCGGCCCUUCUACAAGCUCGCCUCCGUUCAGCCCUACCAGCCGAAUACAAGUAUCUUGCUACUUCAACAUACUCCGUGCCAAGUGCGGGAGAGAGUCAAUUUCCGGGUGUUUUGGACGCAUACAUGGCCGCGAGUCACAGUGUUUUCAUAUUACAACUUCCGCUUAUUGGCUUGUGUUUCCUCGGCACUGCAUUGCUUAAGGAUCGUGGUCUGGAGCCAGUAGAGACUGAUCAGCCAAAUGAGCCCGUUAUAUCUCAGAGUUAG